UCUCUCCCUCUCUCCCUCUCUCUCUCUCUCUCCCUCUCUCUCUCUCCCUCUAUCCUACUCUGAGACAGUCAGAACUCUCCUCCCUGACAGCCACAGUCGUCCAGCACUUACUGCAUUCGGAGAGGGAAGGGACCUACAAACCAAACUUCACAGAAAACUUUUUGUUCUUGUUCCAGAGAAUUUGCUGAAGAGAAGGAAAAAGAGCGAGAGAGAAAGAGAGAAGGAGAGAGAGGGGGAGAGAAAGAGAGAGAGAGCGAGCGCGCGGAGGAGAGAGAGAGAGAGCGAGAGAGAGAGCAAGCGAGCGAGCGAGCGAGCGAGCGAGCAACCCCAGCCCACUGCCUGCCGGAGGGAGGGGGUCAGCUCCCCGGGCUUUUAAAACCAGCGUAGCCCCCCAGCUCGGGCGGCCAGCAUGCCUGGGCUCUCGCUGAGAGGCUUUCUUUUGGCGCUCUGCUGGAUCCGAGUCAGGAGCUCCCCUACGCCGGGCUCGGAGGGCGCCAGCCCCGGCCCCGUCCCGGAGUGCCCGUCCUGUGCCCUCAGCAGCCUGCCCAAGGAGAUCCCCAGCUCGCAGCCGGAGAUGGUGGAAGCCGUCAAGAAGCACAUCCUCAACAUGCUGCACUUGAAGAAGCGACCCGACGUCACCCAGCCGGUGCCCAAGGCGGCCUUGCUCAAUGCCAUCAAAAAACUGCAUGUCGGCAAGGUGGGUGAGAACGGCUACGUGGAGAUCGAGGACGACAUCGGGCGCCGGGCCGAGAUGAAUGAGCUCCUGGAGCAGACCUCCGAGAUCAUCACCUUCGCCGAGUCAGGCACUCCCAAGAAGACGCUACACUUUGAGAUUUCCAAAGAAGGCAGUGACCUCUCGGUGGUGGAGCGGGCUGAAAUAUGGCUCUUCUUGAAAGUCCCCAAGGCUAACCGGACCAGGACCAAAGUCACCAUCCGACUCUACCAGAAUCAGAAGCAGUCCCCGAGCAGCGUGGAUGGGGGGGAUGAGGCGGAGGAGGUGGGCCUCAAGGGGGAAAAGGGCGAGCUCUUGAUAUCCGAGAAGGCGGUCGAUGCCCGCAAGAGCACUUGGCACAUCUUCCCAGUCUCCAGCAGCAUCCAGCGCCUGCUGGACCAGGGCAAGAGUUCGCUGGACGUGCGGAUCGCCUGUGACCAGUGCCAGGAGACGGGGGCCAACCUAGUGCUGUCGGGAAAGAAAAAGAAGAAGGAGGAGGAGGGAGAAGGGAGGAAGAAGGAAGCUGGAGACAGCGGGGCCGGAGGAGAAGAAGAGAAAGAGCAGACGCACAGACCUUUCCUCAUGAUGCAGGCCCGCCAGUCCGAGGACCACCCACAUCGCCGCCGCCGCCGCGGCCUGGAGUGCGAUGGCAAGGUCAACAUCUGCUGCAAAAAGCAGUUUUUUGUCAGCUUCAAGGACAUCGGUUGGAACGACUGGAUCAUAGCCCCCACCGGCUACCACGCCAACUACUGCGAGGGCGAGUGCCCCAGCCACAUAGCAGGUACUUCCGGCUCCUCCUUGUCCUUCCACUCCACGGUGAUCAACCACUACCGCAUGAGGGGGCACAGCCCCUUCUCCAACCUCAAGUCGUGUUGCGUGCCCACCAAGCUGCGGCCCAUGUCCAUGCUGUACUAUGACGAUGGCCAGAACAUCAUCAAGAAAGACAUUCAGAACAUGAUAGUGGAGGAGUGCGGCUGCUCCUAGGCCCUCUCCGGCCUGCUAGAUGGAGGGGCCCCUGGGGCUGGGGGGAGACGGACGGACAAGGGAGAGACGCAGGAGACAGUGGAAAGGCCAUGAACGACAAGACACGAGAGCCUCCUUUGGGAUGGAGUUUCUCCGGGAAACUUUAACUAAAAUCAGCAGAAGACACAUGAAGGAAAAAUGCAGACCCUCAUAAGCCCGGGUGCGGGGAAGAAGCAGGUGAAGGAACUGGGGACUGUGGAGGGGAGGAAGAAGAGGGGAUCCCCUCUCCUCCCUUCUUCCUAGGGAGAACCAACCGGCCACUUUGUGGUGGACGCAAGGCGGCCUCGGCCCUUUCCCCCGCCCUCUCAGCACCAGCCCUGAGGUCAGCUCCCCUAACUUGUCAGUAACGUGGAUCCCCCCAUUCCCAAGAGCAUCCAGAAAGCCACGGAGCGGAACAGAGCUAGGGAUCGUUGUCCCGGUUUGCCACGGCCACGGGGGUGCCCACCCGCCUGCGGGAGAUGGACAUAGAGAUGUGUAUCGAGGAGAAUACACAUCUCUAUGCGGAGAUCUCCGAGCAGACCAGUGCAUGUGCCCGACGAGAUCCGAAGCCAUGUCUGCACCCGCUGCCUACGGCGUGAGUGGGCCUGGCAAGGGAAGGAGAAGGUGGCACGCAGGGGGUGACGCCUUUUCUGCAGAGAGAGAGAGAGAGAGAGAGAGAGAGAGAGAGAGAGAGGGCCAGGAUGUGGGAGAGAUGAAAGAACAAAGGAAGGAAAAAUACCAAGUAACAUUUCGUUAAGGUGCUCAUGAUUCUAGAACUAUGCAACCUAAUUGGUUUGAAACUGUUUACCUGAGAGAGAACAAAAAGAAAGACUUUUUUUUUUUUUUUUUUUUUGUAUUGGAAGUAACAUGAUUAAUUUUUUUUUUUUUUUUUUUUUUUUUUUGCUUCAAGGAGAGAUACUUGAAAGGAAAGCUGUUUGAUCCAAACAGUUCUAUCUUUUGUAAAUGUUGUUGUUAUUGUUGUUGUUGUUUAUUGUUUACUAUUUGCACUAUGAUGAUGUUUGACUUGUCUAAUCCUUAUUUAACAAGUAUUUUCGGGGUGGGGUGGGGGUGGGGGGCGAAGAGCUGCACUUAAUGUGAGCUAUAGAAGAACUGCUAGCGCACACAAAAUAGCUAUUUUUAUUAUUAUAAUUCUAAUUAUUGUUAUUAUUAUUUUGUACCUUACAAAUGAAUAGACACGUACACCAAAGACAUUUGUGUGAGCCUUUAAACAGUCUGUUUGUGAUGGUGAUCAUUCCGAGGUGGCAGGUCAGGCUUCCGGUGGAAGGGGCAGUGAGGUGGAGGGCAAUGGGCGCCGAGGGACACCUUCCAGCUUGGCCUGGCUCCUGCCCAGGACAGCCAGGAAACGGGGGACAGUUCUUGCUGGACGUGCAGUAGUUGUACACUGUUGGAAAUCAGAUUCGUGA
Sarcophilus harrisii (Tasmanian devil) is the source of this 3138-nucleotide messenger RNA. It is a transcript of the gene INHBA, whose product is annotated as inhibin subunit beta A. NCBI's taxonomy places the organism in Eukaryota, Metazoa, Chordata, Mammalia, Dasyuromorphia, Dasyuridae. Gene Ontology annotation, cellular component: extracellular region. Bases 410 to 1696 code for a protein of 428 amino acids. The transcript is spliced from 2 exons. Gene Ontology annotation, molecular function: growth factor activity; hormone activity; cytokine activity. Gene Ontology annotation, biological process: BMP signaling pathway; SMAD protein signal transduction. The record is from RefSeq and is a predicted model, not a curated record.